This is a messenger RNA of Solanum stenotomum, 2679 nucleotides long. RefSeq names its product CSC1-like protein ERD4. Bases 202 to 2373 code for a protein of 723 amino acids. NCBI's taxonomy places the organism in Eukaryota, Viridiplantae, Streptophyta, Magnoliopsida, Solanales, Solanaceae. Gene Ontology annotation, cellular component: plasma membrane. The record is from RefSeq and is a predicted model, not a curated record. Gene Ontology annotation, molecular function: calcium-activated cation channel activity. The transcript has 6 exons.
CAAUUCAAUUUCCCCUUUCACCUCUUUCCUGUUUGUGCAUUUAAACAAGUCGACAAAAUAAAAGCAACACAUAAUAGACACACUAUUCCCACGCAAUCAUGUACUAGUUGCAAAAGGGAACCACCCCAUUUCCCCUACAACGGUUACUAUAAAUUUUUCUUGAAACUAACCAAGCCAAUAUCGAAAAGAUUGAAUUUUUAGAUGGAUUUUCAUUCAUUUUUGACAUCUUUAGCAACUUCUUUUAUUUUAUUUGUGAUUUUGAUGUUUCUAUUCACAUGGCUUUCAAGAAAAUCAGGGAAUGCUGAGGUUUAUUAUCCGAAUCGGAUCUUAAAAGGUAUGAAUCCGGUUGAAGGUGGGUACAUGACCCGGAACCCCUUUGCUUGGAUGAGGGAAGCUAUUUCAUCAUCUGAAACUGAUAUAAUCAACAUGUCUGGAGUUGAUACUGCUGUCUAUUUUGUUUUCCUUGCCACUGCAUUGGGAAUAUUUGUCUUCUCGGGCAUUGUUCUACUGCCUGUACUUCUACCAGUCGCUGCAACCGAUCAUACUAUAAGGGCAGUCAUUACCACCAGCAAGGGGACUUUCAAUGAACUUGAUAAGUUAUCUAUGGGGCAAGUUGGCAAUUCAGGUGCGAGGUUGUGGGCAUUUAUAGUUGCCACAUAUUGGGUUUCCAUUGUUUCUUACUUCUUUCUGUGGAAAGCAUACAAGCAUGUUGCAGAACUGAGAGCUAAAGCUCUUAUGUCUCCAGAAGUUAGAGCCGAUCAAUUUGCUAUUCUUGUCAGGGAUAUUCCUUCUGUAUCUGAGGGUCAAAGUAAAAAAGAGCAGAUAGAUUCAUACUUUAGUGCAAUCUACCCUGAAACAUUUUAUCGAUCAAUGGUGGUGACAGACAAUAAGAAGGUGAACAAAAUUUAUGAAGAGUUAGAAGGGUAUAAAAAGAAGCUUGAACGUGCUGAAGCCAUCUAUGCAGAGUCAAAGAACACAAAUCCUGAUGCACUAAAACCCUCGCAUAAAACUGGUUUCCUUGGAAUUAUCGGUGAAAAGGUGGAUUCAAUUGAAUUCUAUAAUGAUAAGAUUAAGGAGUUGAUCGAAAAGCUAGAAGCCGAACAAAAGUUGACUCUCAAAGAGAAACAACAAUCAUCUGCACUUGUCUUUUUCAACAGCAGGGUGGCUGCAGCUUCAGCAUCACAGAAUUUACAUGCCCCAAUAGUUGACACAUGGACUGUUAUGGAUGCUCCAGAACCCCGACAGUUGAUUUGGACUAAUCUUUCAAAAAAGUUUUAUGAGAGAAUAAUUCGCCAGUAUGUUGUGUAUGUUGUUGUGUUUCUGACCAUAUUCUUUUACAUAAUUCCGAUUGGGUUCAUUUCUGCAUUGACAACUUUAGACAAUUUGGUGAAGAUGCUCCCUUUUUUGAAACCGGUUGUUAAGCUGGAGGUCAUCAAGACAGUGCUAGAAGCAUAUUUACCUCAACUUGCACUUAUCAUAUUUUUGGCUUUGUUGCCAAAGUUUCUUCUGUUUCUAUCCAAAGCAGAGGGCAUCCCAUCAGAAAGCCACGCAACAAGAGCUGCUUCAGGGAAAUAUUUUUAUUUCACUGUGCUGAAUGUAUUUAUUGGUGUUACUCUGGGUGGAACUCUAUUCACUUCCUUCAAGAGCAUCGAGCAUGAUCCCAACUCUAUUUUUGGUGUGUUGGCAAAAAGCCUUCCACAGAAUGCAACUUUCUUCUUGACUUUUGUGGCUUUGAAAUUCUUUGUCGGCUAUGGGCUGGAACUGUCUAGAAUAGUUCCUCUAAUCAUAUUCCAUCUCAAGAAGAAGUAUUUGUGCAAAACUGAAGCUGAGAUAAAGGAGGCUUGGGCUCCUGGCGAUCUAGGCUAUGCAACUCGAUUUCCCAAUGAUAUGCUGAUUAUGACGAUUGUCCUAUGCUAUUCCGUCAUAGCUCCAAUAAUUAUUCCGUUUGGUGUGGCAUACUUCGGUCUAGGGUGGCUUCUUCUCCGGAAUCAGGCACUCAAAGUGUAUGUUCCGUCAUUCGAGAGCUACGGAAGAAUGUGGCCCCAUAUUUACACGCGCAUGAUAGCUACCUUGAUUUUGUAUCAAGUUACCAUGUUAGGUUACUUUGGUGUUAAAAAGUUCAAGCCUACUCCAGUUCUUUUUCCACUUCCAAUAAUCUCCUUGAUCUUUGCUUUCAUUUGUCAGAAGAAAUUCCGUCGGUUCUUUAUAUCUCCAGCCCUUGAGGUUGUUUCCCACGAACUAAAGGAAGUCCCGAACAUGGAAAUUGUGUACAGAUCUUUCAUUCCACCAUGCUUAAGUGCGGGAAAACCCGAUGAGCAUCAAUUUGAGGACGCGUUAUCUCAUGUGUCCAAACCAGGGUCUUCUUCAGUAUGAUUUGCAAGAAUCUCUUUUAUUUGUUGUAGAUUUUGUGAUACUUAGUUGGUGUGUGUUGAUAGUUUGUUGUACCUAGGAUUUUAGCUUGUGUUGAAUACUUUAUUGGAUAGUUGCUCUAUGUGCAUAGUUUGUGUGCUCAAAGUUAGAUUGUUGUGUUAUUUCUGUAAUGAUAAUAGUAUGAAUUGCUUUGAUUUGUAAGCACUUAGGGUGUGUUUGGUAUGAAGGAGUUACUAGAAAAUGUUUUCUUGGAAAACAAGUAGAUUUUUGACUUAUUUUCUCAUGUUUGGUUGGUGAAUAGAAAAUAUU